Messenger RNA from Pistacia vera, 1428 nucleotides. RefSeq names its product N-acetyltransferase 9-like protein. The coding region runs from base 97 to 684 and encodes 195 amino acids. Gene Ontology annotation, biological process: protein acetylation. The record is from RefSeq and is a predicted model, not a curated record. Lineage: Eukaryota; Viridiplantae; Streptophyta; Magnoliopsida; Sapindales; Anacardiaceae. Gene Ontology annotation, molecular function: N-acetyltransferase activity. The transcript has 6 exons.
UUGAAACGACAGUGUCGUUUAAUUUUUCUAAUUUGCUUCAGUGGGCAGCUACUUGUCUUCUAUGGAUCGUUGUUCAUAGAGAAGAUCAGAAGCAAAAUGGCUGUGAGUUUGGAAGGAGACAAGGUGAUACUUGUACCUUACAUGAAAGAACACGUACCAAAGUACCACCAGUGGAUGGAGGACCCAGUUCUUCUUGAAGCCACGGCGUCCGAGCCUCUAACCCUUGACCAAGAGUAUCAAAUGCACCUCUCCUGGACCCAAGACCCCCACAAGAAAACUUUCAUUCUUUUGGAUAAGGAUUUGGUAGAGGGAAAGUUUGUUCAUGGAGAUCCCUAUGUGGAAGCCAUGGUUGGUGAUGUGAAUAUUUACAUGAAUGACUUGGAUAAUCCUCAAUUGGCGGAGGUGGAGAUAAUGAUAGCUGAACUCAAAAGUCGUGGUAAAGGACUUGCAAAGGAAUCUGUCUUGAUGAUGAUGUCCCAUGCAGUUGAGAAUUAUGGUAUCAAUAUCUUCCGUGCUAAGAUUGGAAAAUCAAAUGGACCAUCUCUAAGUUUGUUCCGGAAACUGGGCUUUGAGGACAUUUCCUACAGUGAAAUCUUCAAAGAGAUGACGUUGGAGUUGCCGGUGACCAAGCCAAAGCUGGAGGAGCUUCAACAGUCGAUUGGUCACGUGGUUCGACAUACAUAACCCUGUAGGACCUAUUGGAUUUACUAUACGGGUAAAAGAAUCUCCUCCAAAGUUGCUCUGCGUUUAUGAUGAUAAGCUGAGGAUGUUUAGACUUGACACUGUCCCUUUUAAAUCCUCUGUUUUAGUCUUUCAGCUGGUAAGAUAGCCCUUCAUUUUAAGGAAUAUAAUUCACAAGUUGAUUGAAUAGCCCAUGAAGAAAAAAUAGUCUGGCGCUUAAUUAUUUUUUCCCAAUUUUUCUCUCAUGCAUUUUCUUUUCUUUGGACAAGGCAUGCCUAUACUUAUUUUUCCCUUGGCUAUGGAGACGAGGGUAGAUAUCUUUAGUAUUUGGAAAAACUUUGUAAUACAAGGUAUUACUAGCUGUUUCAAAAUCUGCUGGGUUUGCUGGGGACCAUAUGAAGUUUUCUACUAUGAUAAAUAUAAUAAUAAUGAUAGCAACAACUAAACUUAUUUAUGAAUGUAAAGACUUCUCGGACAUAGUUAACUAGUGUAACACAGGAGGCAAUCUUGAGCAGGAAGCCACACGUGAUACGCCUGUAAAGUUUCUUCCUCCCAGUCUUCACUUCUAUGACAGAAAAUCCAGUUUUGCCAUUGAUUGAACAUUUGGUCCUGUAGUUGAAUGUAUAGCAGGGUUGGUGUUUGAAACUGGCCCCUCUUGCCACACAUGAUUAAAAGUGGUUCCAUUAGCUAAUGGGCCUAUAACAGCAAAGAUAGUCGUCUCAUUGUCGGCAUAUAUUGCAGAAAUGU